GGUUUCUACGUCGCGUUGCGCCUCGUGGCGUGUGCACAGAACGGCCACGAUGUGAACCUGAGCAGCCUCAAUUUGACUGUGCCACCUCCUAAAUUUCAUGACAGUAGCAGUCCUUUAAUGAUCACACCACCCUCAACAGAGACUCACUGGGCUGUUAGGGUGGAAGAAAAAGCAAAGUUUGAUGGUAUUUUUGAAAGCCUUUUGCCAGUAAAUGGUUUACUUUCAGGAGACAAAGUAAAACCAGUACUGAUGAAUUCAAAGCUACCUCUUGAUAUCCUUGGAAGGGUCUGGGAUCUCAGUGACAUUGAUAAAGAUGGUCACCUGGACAAGGAUGAAUUUGCUGUGGCAAUGCAUUUGGUUUAUAGAGCUCUUGAGAAAGAGUCAGUUCCUUCCCAAUUGCCCCCUUCUCUCAUACCACCUUCGAAAAGAAAGAAGAGCUCAGUCUUCCCUGGAGCAGUCCCUGUUCUCCCUGCGAGCCCUCCCCCAAAGGACAGCCUGCGUUCCACCCCGUCCCACGGCAGCGGCACCAGCCUGAACAGCAUCGGCAGCCUGUCCCCCAAGCACAGCAUCAAACCAGCACAGGUACCCCUCUUCCCUUCUUAUUUUU
Zonotrichia albicollis (white-throated sparrow) is the source of this 607-nucleotide messenger RNA. Lineage: Eukaryota; Metazoa; Chordata; Aves; Passeriformes; Passerellidae. The record is from RefSeq and is a predicted model, not a curated record.